Messenger RNA from Pomacea canaliculata, 4979 nucleotides. Its product is annotated as glutamate decarboxylase 1-like. The record is from RefSeq and is a predicted model, not a curated record. Gene Ontology annotation, biological process: carboxylic acid metabolic process. Gene Ontology annotation, cellular component: cytoplasm. Gene Ontology annotation, molecular function: carboxy-lyase activity; pyridoxal phosphate binding. Lineage: Eukaryota; Metazoa; Mollusca; Gastropoda; Architaenioglossa; Ampullariidae.
UGCUAAAACCGGUUUUUUUUGAGUGUAUGUGUGAUGAUUAGGAAGACCGCGUAUGUAGAACUACUUACAGACAUCGCUUCACAAUCCAUCCGUGACCAGGGGAAGCGAGGUCAGCCAGCUUAUACGUUGAGAAAGAGUUCAUCAAAGAUGCAAUAUGGCUUGGCGCGCUAGUGUGGGCUCUUCAAUACGCUUGCCUACAUCCUCCCGCUUAAAGACCUGAUAUAAAAGAGCCGGCAUCAUGGACUGGGCUCAAAUGAAAACUGCCGAGACCAUCGGCGUGGGCUCGCGCGUCAACUCCCCAAUGCUGACGGAGCACUCGCAGUGUGACUCAAACAAGGAGGUUGACUCUCAGGAGGCGGAGGGCCAGAUGGCGUACCAGUGUGGCAUGUUUCUCAACAAGCUCAAGCGGGGCAUCGUCAACCACACCAGCUCCCACGGUAGUAACACAGCCAGUGAAGAGGGCCCACAGCAGGGCAAGGACAGUCAUGCGGCCAUCAUCUGCAAGAGUUCCGACUGGUCACAGUUCGAGGGGGUUCUAGAGUCAGAUUUUUUCAACGCUGGAGGAGAGGGGAAGGCGUGCAAGUUUCUCAGGGAGGUAGCUCUGGUACUUAUGCAAUACUACGUGGCAGAGAUGGACAGAAAGACGAAGGUCGUCGACUUUCAUCACCCUCAUCAGCUGCGCGAGAUGAUGAGUCAUUGUCUAGAUAUCGACGAGACGCCGCGAGAUUUGGAGCAGCUGCUUAGCGACUGCAAGGAAACGCUGAAGUACUGCGUGAAGACCGGACAUGGUCACUAUAUUCAACAGCAGCUGUCCACUGGCAUAGACGUGGUGGGUGUUGCCGGGGAGUGGCUGACCGCCAUCGCCAACACCAACAUGUUUUUUCUUUACGAGGUGGGCGCAGUGUACCUGAUGGAGAUUGUGGGUGCUUUCGACCUGCUGGGAGAAAAUUGUUGGGAAAACGAAGGCGAAGGGAUCUUUGCUCCAGGUGGCGCUGUGUCCAAUUUGUACGGCGUCCUCAUUGCUAGGCACAGUGUUUUCCCCAAAGCCAAGGAGGAGGGGAUGCCGUGGGGUGUGUGCCCCGUUGUGUUUACAUCCGAGCACAGCCACUUCUCCAUAAAGCGAGCAUGCGCACUUCUUGGUAUUGGUACCAAUAACUGCAUCCGGGUUCGCUGCGAUCACAGGGGUAAGAUGCUGGUGGAAGAGCUAGAGCAGCAUAUCCUGGCGGCCAAGGCAGCAGGCAAGACUCCUGUCAUGGUCAACGCCAUGUGCGGAACAACCGGACUGGGCGCCAUCGACCCGCUCGACGCCAUCGCCGACGUCUGCCGCACCUACGGGAUUUGGAUGCAUGUGGAUGGAGCUUGGGGAGGUGCCUUGUUGAUGUCACGCGAUCAUAGGUACUUGAUGAAGGGCAUCGAAAGAGCCGACUCGAUGACGUGGAACCCACACAAAAUGAUGGGUGUGCCCUUGCAGUGCUCUGCCAUCCUAUGUAAACGCAAGGGGAUUCUGCAAGCAGCCAAUCAGAUGAAGGCCGACUACCUUUUCCAGCAAGACAAGCACUACGACCUGAGCUGGGACACUGGGGACAAAACCAUCCAGUGUGGUCGCCACAAUGACAUCUUCAAAAUGUGGCUGAUGUGGAGAGCAAAGGGAGACGAAGGGUUUGAGAGACAAGUCGUCCACAACAUGGAGAUGGCGAAAUAUCUGAAAGACAGAGCCACUGAUCAUAAGGGAUUCCACAUUGUCAACACCGAGCUUGACGCACCCAACGUUUGCUUCUGGUACUUACCCGAGGCUUGGCGUCAUAUACCCUUUGAACAAAUCAAAAAGGAACAGAUUACAAAAGCUCUCAUGAUGGAGAGUGGUACCACCAUGGUGCAGUAUCAGCCGCUGGGCACCAUGCCAAACUUCUUCCGGGUGGCCGUCUCCAAUCCCAUCCUUACCACCCAAGACAUGGACUUCCUUGUUGAUGAGAUUGACCGUCUUGGCAGGGAUAUCCCCUACCCCAUCCUCGACGCCUAGCAAGCGUUCAGAAGCACGGAGUUCCUUCCUCUGCAGAAGAGUCGUUUUUGUAAAAUAUUCAUUUCGUCCUGGAAUUUGAGAGGUGGAGAAGAUAAAGGUUUACCUUUAAAAUCAUUGCAUAUAGUGAUCUAGACAGUUUAAGCACAAGAUUGAGCGUAUUCGUAUUUUUGAGGAUUUUCAUUUCUUUUUGUAUUUUUUGGUGGAUGGGUAGGUAAGUGGGUUGGGGGGGGGAGAAUUAGAUUUUAACCUCCCUGACGGAAUCACACACGGAAUUGAACAGUCAUUCAUCAUCUAGCAGUCUGACAGCAGUUAUGCCGAGAAACAGAAUUUUCUUGACCGCGACUUUCACAGCUUUUGAUGAUGUACCAUGAACUUUAUCUUCUAGAUUUACAGACAACUAUUUCCCGCUCACUCAUAAAAGAAAUCCUUUGUGUUCAGUGCGCGUUGGAAAAUCAUAAUUCUUAUGGGGCAGGCAAACAUGCUUAUUUACAGAAAUUCCUAGCCCCCCCCCCCCAACCCCUCUAUGAAAUAAACUUUCUCAGUGUUCAGUGUGAGACUGAACGAAUACAUGCGGAGUAGCCUGUUUUUUCGCGUGACCAGUCGCGCAGUAACAGUCGAGAUGUCACGCUGGGUGACUGUACGUAGAAGUAGCUGCCACAAAUCCUUGGCAACAAAGCCGUCGGAAUCGUCAGAAAUUCUGUUCUUUUUUGUUGGUUUGACCUUUCACGGUGGUGUCGUCGGUAGUCAGAAAAUGAUGGUUAGUCGGAUCAUGACGCUUAAACUAGAGGUACUCGUUGUUUCGUGUUCAUUUAAAUACAAAGGGAUGUAAAUCAUGUAAUUAGAGGGCAACGAGCAGGGAUAGCAACAUAUUUGUUCAUAACAAACUUCACUAGUAAUGAACUUUUGUUAAUCCGCUUGAACAGCUAUAAAAACUGUGACGGAAUAUUUUUUAUGUUUUGAGCGUUGUAACAAUUCACUUCAGGAUAUAAAUAUUGUAUUCUUGCUUUUUUUUUUUAGCUCACUAUGUAACUGAGGGAAAGUCUUCAUUGCUCUCAGUGUAGUUUAACAACAGCGUGAAACGAAGAAAAUGCCCAAGGAUUCAAAGAUUUUUUUUCUGUAUAGUGGUUGGUAACGUCCUGUGUGUUUAUAAAGGGUGAGCGAUUUGACUGUCGAGAAACGCGGUAGCUUGAUGUGGCAAUCAUGUAUUGCAAGUUACCUCCAUGAUUGUCAUUUGUGGCUUCACAAACUUGUCACGCCUCGCCGCGCAGUGCUGGUGUGAAAUUGUCUGCAGUGGGCAAGCUGCUUUGGCCAGCUCAGCAUUUUGCAUACUUUUUUGUGACCAAUUUUCGUCGAGAAAGUCCUCCGACGUUGAUUUGUGAACUAGUGUCUGAAGUUUGUUUAGGCUUAGGCCGCGUGCCGACUCGUUGCUGUUGUUGUCUUUUCGAUCAGGAACACCAUGCCUUCUGUCUUGGUGUUGUUAAUGACUAACCCAAUAGACCGCAAUAACAGACCCGGCGUCCGCCAUGUCUCGCUAUGUAUCGAUACUACGUCAUAUCCUGUCCUCACCUGUAGUGUGUGCUGUGACCAUUAACAUUUUAGAGUUUGGGGAGACUCCUGUCGCACAGGAGCAGGAACUAUGUAGAAUAGGUGGCUAAACUCUGGCUGUACAAAGCAUGAAAUUCUUGUCUCAUGUUUGUGAGCAGGUUAGCUUAGUGCUUGGCGUUAGGUGUCCAACUGAGGCCGUAGUGUUGUUGAUCUACUGGGCACACAUUUCUUCCGGCAGGUCGUGUCGUUAGAUAUUGGAGGGCGACUAAGGGUACAUGCUAAGUUAAAAGGAUUUGCAUGAAGAACCUGGCACUGAAGUCGGAGUCACAUGGUUUGCACGAAGAAGUGUUUGAAACCGCAUUGAAGUCCAGAUGAGCCGUAAACAACGCGAGGCGGGACGGUUUUAAAUCGGACAACUCGUUGUUUGUAAUGACACAAGGGCCGUUAUGCGUAGGAUAAGUUUUAGAAAGUACUGUUCUACAACAACUGCCAUAAUCACAAUGUGUUUUCGCAAGUAGAGUAUUCAGAAGAGCAAGAAAAACGUUUGCUUAACUUGCUGAUUACAGAAAAAUGUUUGCGAAAAGUUAAAUUUAAGAUAACAUGUUCGGGAAACAAAUUGAUAAUUUAAGGAGGCGUAUUUGAGGAAGACAACGGUAUACUCGGACACAUUACCAACCUAAAAACACAAAGGGGACAGUUUUUGUUCUUUGAAGUCCCCAUGAUGGUCGCCUUACAUAUUCUAUCUUGAUCGAAUGGUUUCUCCGGUGAAAUAGCUGAAUAGCCUACCUGCUAAUGUUAGCGACAUGAAAGUAGCAGUAGUCGUUUUUAGAUCUGUCUGUUUUAACAUUUACAGGUAUUUUGUUUUCUUUUUACGUUUCGUUUUUAUAGAUUUUUCUUAAUAUAUUCACUGUAUUAAACAGUUUCUGUUUUGAUUCAACAAACAUUGUAAUCUUUUUUUUUUGUCUCAAAGCUUUGCUUGUAUAGGCAUGAUAUUUUUUCUCGAAAAUUUGGUAAGCUUAAAGAUUAUUGUAUUUUAAUCCAGGGCGUUCAUGACUUUGUGUUAGGGUUGCUCGUGUUCAGAAUAUUUUAUGAGAACAGUAUGGGGCACUGAAAAAUGCGACAUGGAACAGUAGAAGAUUUGAUAUUGUUAUCAAGAAAAGAAGAAUGAAGAAAAUGUGUCAUACAAAACAUUACCAGAUUCAAAUCAACAAAAAUACAAUUGCCAAAAUUCUUUAAUUAUAUUUUUUAGAUGUCAGUUGUUACGAAAAUAAUGCCAGAACCAGUCUUAUACUGGAGUACGACAAAGCUUUACUGAUUUCAGCGUAUUGUGCGUCACGGACAAGGUGUUUACCGACUGUGGCUCUGAAAUAUCCAGCCUCGGCAGCUUGUGUUUCAAUAAAAAGUUCUUCAUGUA